Mugil cephalus (flathead mullet) is the source of this 3778-nucleotide messenger RNA. RefSeq names its product ZFP91 zinc finger protein, atypical E3 ubiquitin ligase (gene zfp91). The record is from RefSeq and is a predicted model, not a curated record. Lineage: Eukaryota; Metazoa; Chordata; Actinopteri; Mugiliformes; Mugilidae. The transcript is spliced from 12 exons. Gene Ontology annotation, cellular component: nucleus. Gene Ontology annotation, molecular function: transcription coregulator activity. The coding region runs from base 570 to 2903 and encodes 777 amino acids. Gene Ontology annotation, biological process: regulation of transcription by RNA polymerase II.
AACUAAUGUCAAGUUGCGUUGAUUUGAUUUUGACUACAUUUCCCGCGAUGCCACGCAGCGCUCAUGCGUGCGCUUGCUGCUGUUGCGCGGCUGCUGCUGCCUUCGCAGAUCUGUAAACAAUACGGCUCGGCAGACUCCAUCUGCAACAGGCACGGGGGGGAAAUCCAGAUGAUUGUAGCAGUUGCUGAAAGCCGCUGCCGCUCCUGAACGUAGCCUCAGUUUAUAUUUGGCUUAAAGGAGACGCAACAAAGCGCACAAAAUGGUUGCGCUCAAGGCCCCGGCGAAUAAGUAGGUUUACUAUAGCUUUAAGAACGGGAAAAUAGUGUCUGCAUCUUUAAAAUUAUAUCGGUUUAUUGCUGAAUAGAUAAUUAAGAAAAGUUUUCAGUUUCUAAUCAAUAAAUUUGUGCAUUUAAUUUGCGACGAAGCCAAGUGAAAAAUGCACCACUGUUGGUUACAGGCCGCUUGUAAUCAAAACAGCAUUAAAGCAGAUGUGGCCAGUUUUUCAAUUUGUAAGUAAACCUGCUUGACUUUAAGCGGAAUCCGAGGUCGGCAGAAGUGUCCUCACGGUGAUGGAACCGGCCGGCGACCGAGCCGGGGAUGUAAAUAAAGGUGAAGAGACGACGGAGGACAAGGCCGCAGAGCAGACCCCGGCCACAAGUACAGCCGCUACACCGCGGAGGGCGCUCAGAGGCCGGGCAGCGGGCCGCCCGAGGUCCGGCGUCUCCGCUUCAUUACCGGACGUUAACGGAGCUGCGUCUAGCCCGCAGACCUCGGGACGGGUUUUGAGAGACAGGUCAACGAGGGCAGUACCGGCCUGGCUGAAGGACAGUAAGAGCGACGACGAGGACGAACCGAGCCCGGACAACGGAGCGACCAAGCGGAGGAAAGUUUCCAACUCCAGACGGAAGAAGAAUUCGGAACCUGCGGGUUCGGCUGAAGGCGGAGGAGUUGUCGCAGCAGAGAGCCUUCAAGGCACAGAUUCAGAAGAUCCCAAGAAACCUGCAGCUGAUGUUCAAGCUCAUCCCUCCAGACGUCCCCCAGCCCAGACCCGUGCCAAGCCCCCGUCUGGCAGGGCCUCCCGCAGCUCUGCCAAGCCCGUGUGUAAGACCGAACCUGGAAUGGAGAAUCCAGCCGUGGAGGGAGAGGUUAACGAUAAGGAGAAAUAUGAGAUUGAAAAGAAAGAGGAUGGUGAGGAUGCUGCUGAACCAGCCUUGGAUCACGAAGACCCUUCAUUUCAAGAUGACCCCAGCGACCUGCACUACCAGCCACAGAGUCAGAGCGGCGUAGAGGAGGAAGAAGUGAUAAGCAGCGAUGAAGAUGUUCCCUUCAGAGACGACUUGAACGACACAAGCUACGACCCGAAGGCUGAAAGGGACGUCCCCAAACCAAAGCGAAGAGCUCCUCCUAGACAGAAGGAGAAGAAAGAAAAAGAGAAGGCGCCCAGGAAAGAGAAGGUUGCAGAGGUUGCAGAGAUUAAAGUGGAAGGUUCAGACAGUUUGGAGAGCGUGCAAGAGGAAGUAAAGCUGGAAGAGGAAGUAGUGGAGGAUCCGGAUGGACCUAGGAAGAGAGGCCGCCGGAAAAAAGAUGACAAAACGCCACGGCUGCCAAAGAGAAGGAAGAAGCCCCCGGUGCAAUAUGUGCGCUGUGAAAUGGAAGGAUGUGGGACGGUGCUGGCUCAUCCUCGCUACCUGCAGCAUCAUAUCAAGUAUCAGCACUUACUUAAGAAGAAGUACGUUUGUCCUCACCCCUCCUGUGGAAGGCUCUUCCGCUUACAGAAGCAGCUGCUCCGUCAUGCAAAGCACCACACAGACCAGAGGGACUACAUCUGUGAGUUCUGUGCUCGUGCCUUCAAGAGCUCCCACAACCUGGCGGUGCACCGCAUGAUACACACAGGAGAGAAGCCCCUACAGUGCGAGAUCUGCGGCUUCACGUGUCGCCAGAAGGCGUCUCUGAACUGGCACAUGAAGAAGCACGACGCCGACGCCACCUAUCAGUUCUCCUGCUCCAUUUGCGGGAAGAAGUUUGAGAAGAAGGACUGUGUAGUGGCGCAUAAGGCCAAGAGUCACCCAGAGGUCCUGAUCGCCGAGGCGCUGGCAGCCAAUGCCGGCGCCCUCAUCACUAGCCCCGCCUCCCUGCUGGAUCUGCCGGGAAACCCCAUGCAAGCGGAAGUCUCCGGCCUGGAUGUGAGCCACGUUGAGCAGGACGUCCAGGUGGAUCAGCUGGGCCAGGACGGCCAGGUCGGCCAACAUAUGGCUCAGGUGUCCCAGAUGGGUCAGGUUGCCCAGCAAGUGAGUCACCAGGUUGUUUUACUGGGACAAGAUCCGAACCUCCACACCAUGCAGGUGCCAGUGACAAUUGCCUUGUCCCCCAUCGACCCCCCUUCCCCAGCUGACAACCAGCAGCAGACUCACCUCCAGCUCCAGAUGCCCGUCCAGUUUGUGCAGACUGCUCAGCAGCCACAGCAGCCCCAAAUCCAACAACUGACCCUCCACUCCGGCUCAGUGGUGACCCAGCACCAACCUCAGCUGCAGUCGCUGCAGUCGUACUCUUCCCAACAGCAGAGCCAGGGGCAGCCGCAGAUCCUUCAGAUGACCUUCCAGCCCGUCAGCCAGUCUCAGACCCACAUUCAGCAGAUCCCCGUUCUCACAACCUCUCAGCAGCUUCAGGCCCUGCAGACGGCAGCCCCGAGCCCUCCUCUCCUGUCCCAACCCCAGCAUUCAGCAUCCACCAACGGCGGCAGCUUUAUCCUGGACAAUCGGGCGCUUUCUUCCUCUUCUCCAGCCGGGUCUUCCCUUCAGCAGGCCGAGGUUGUGGGGGAGGACGGUGUGGUGUGGGAGCAGACAGAACAAGGGGAGAUUCUGGCUGAUGGCACUGAGAGACACGUGCAGCAGGCUCUCUUGUAAAACAAGGACGAUGCACAGAAAAUAGCAGCAGUUUGUACUGUCUUGACCUGUUUGAGGUAAAGGUAGGAUCACGAAUAUAUUACGUACUGUUCACUCAUCGUCAUAUUUGGUAGCUUUUUAGAAUAUGUGUAUCAGGGAAAGAUAUGUAUGUGUUUGUAUGUGUGUGCUGUUGACUUUGUACAUAACUGUCCCGUAACUAGUUUGAGUGUGUAAAUUGAUGAGGUUAUGUUGCAAAGCUGUUGCUAUUAUGCAAUAAUAUAACAUACCUCUUAGUAACAUACUGCACAUCGAAUGCCUUGAUGUGUUGCUUAAACAAAGUUCCUACUGGAAUAAAUCAGUUUAAUUUAUAUGUUGGAUUUAAACACAAAACACACAUUAGAAAGCUGAAACCUUUCUUGGCAUGUGUGGGGUGAGAUGUACUGUGAAAAUGUUUUAUUUGAGGGAGUUUAAAAGAAACUGACCUAAUCUCACAAUGAUGAAAUAUCUCAAAAUCUGGAGGGGGGGAAAAAAAAUAGCUUCACUGGCAUGUAAAACGUCCCAAAACGUGUAUUUUAGAGAAAUUAAACCAGUUUCAAUAAUAUUUGUGCAGUUGUUUGAGAAAAAAAAGUUUUUUAGUUGAAGGAAUAAUAGCUCAUAUAGUUUCAUUCUUACGCAAGUUCUUGGUCCAAAUGUGACCCGGGACACUGCUAAUCACAUAUGAACACUUUAAAUAAUGGCAAGCACAGUCACUGACGUGUCUAUAAUAAUCUUCGAAGUGUAUUUUAUUUGAUAAGCAGAGAUAUGUAGAAACCUUAUAAUAUGUUGAUCACUCACGUGUGCUAGAGGAAACACAAACUGUCCAUUUAUAAGAUGUAAAUAAAUGUCUUAACAUUUAA